This is a messenger RNA of Contarinia nasturtii (swede midge), 4227 nucleotides long. Its product is annotated as histone-lysine N-methyltransferase PRDM16-like. The transcript is spliced from 9 exons. Gene Ontology annotation, biological process: regulation of transcription by RNA polymerase II. Bases 394 to 3117 code for a protein of 907 amino acids. Gene Ontology annotation, cellular component: nucleus. The record is from RefSeq and is a predicted model, not a curated record. Gene Ontology annotation, molecular function: DNA-binding transcription activator activity, RNA polymerase II-specific; RNA polymerase II cis-regulatory region sequence-specific DNA binding. Lineage: Eukaryota; Metazoa; Arthropoda; Insecta; Diptera; Cecidomyiidae.
CGUUUGAGAGUGCGACAUCAUCAUAGUGUUGAAAACCGAUCUCUUCGAUAAAUUUAAGCGAUCGUAAAAUUUUCAACUAGUUGAAGUGCCAUAUCUCUAAUUUAUUAACAUUAAUCAAAAUAUAUUUAAUAAAUACAAUUUUUUUCUGGCCUCGAAAUUUAUUUAUAAAAGUGAUUGUCUUACUUUUAAUACGGACAUUGAAUUCAACGAUCAAUCGAUUGUGGAAAUUAAAAGUUAAAUUUUAAAAAGUGUUUAAAAACUCCAAUUUUUCGUGCAACUUUAUCAAUAAAUCAAAAACUUCAGCGAAGUGAUUAAGAAAUGACAAAUGUGCAGAAAAUUACCAUUUAGUAUUUAGUCCAAUCACUUUAUAAAAUUUGAAAAGAAAGAUUGAAAAUGAAUUUGUCAUUAUCUUCAUCAUAUGAGACAACAGGUGGUAGCGGAGACGAACUCGAAAUGUCGAAAAGAAGUGCAAGUUCAAUGCCGGACGAAUUUCACAUAAGUUCGCCAAAUCACAAGCGUGGGAGGUCAGCAGAACAAAUGCUGAGUGAACUGGCAUAUUUAUCGCCACCGCCUGAACUGGAUGUACAAAAUGGAUCGAUAUAUGCAAAAGUCACGUUACAUCGUGGUUUUCAAUUCGGACCAUAUCCAAUUAAAUGGACAGCAGAACCAACAGACAAAAAUGUGGCCUGGGAGGUGAUCUCUGCUCCAGGUGUAAGUGGCUGGCUUGAACCAGUUCCUCAAUUCAUUCAUUGGCUCAAAGAAAUGAAAACUAUUUUUAUGGAACAUGAAGCAAAUGUUAAAUGUUGCUUCGUUCAUACGGGAUGUUUAUGGUACGAAGUUAUACGUGACAUUCCAGCUGGUGAUGAAUUAUUGCUCACAUCCAAAGUUCCUUUAAAUCUUAAGGAUAUGUUUUAUGACAACAGUGAUAAAGAAACAGGCUCACAACACAGUGGCGCUAUAGAAGAAGAUUUUGGUACAGCUAACGAUCUACAAAGUAAUAAAUGUGAUUUAAAUAUAUCAAUUGACGCAGAUCCAGAAAGUGAAGACGAAACACGAAUUGAAUUCCAGUGUCCAGACUGCGAAAGGCUGUGUGCUGAUCUCGAACAACUUGACAAUCAUUUAGUUUUGUGUCACAACUAUAAAAAAGACGAUUUUCGUUGCGAAAUUUGCUCGCAAGGUUUCUGCUUUCGCCCAUCAUUACUACGACACCGAUCCUUACAACACGGUGAGAUUCGGAGGUUUCCUUGUGAAAAUUGCUCAAAGGUAUUCACUGACGCAUCUAAUUUGCAACGGCACAUUCGUAAUCGGCAUAAAGGUGCCCGUGCUUAUCCGUGCGGUGAAUGUGGCAAAACAUUUGCUACGGAAUCUGGUCGUAAACAGCAUACACACAUUCAUUCAUCUGUAAAACCGUUUCAGUGUGAAGUCUGUUUCAAAGCGUACACUCAAUUCUCGAAUUUGUGUCGUCACAAACGCAUGCACGCAGAUUGUCGCAUGCAAAUCAAGUGUCAGAAGUGUACUCAAAGUUUCAGUACAGUCACAUCGUUAUCAAAACAUAAGCGAUUUUGUGAUACAACUUCGGUUCCACAGUCAACAGCACCUCAACAACAUUCAAAUUCGCUUUCAACACCACCAACUAGUUCAACGCAUUCAAGUCAAUCGUUUUUGGGAUCAACGGUUCCACAAUUACCAAUGGCUUCACGUCCCAAUCCAUUCUUGAUGUUGCCAGGUUCGGCACAAUUCUUUCCCGGUUUUCCACCGUAUCCGGAUUGGCAGCGUAUUUUUCCAAACAAUGCAGCACAAGCGCCAUUCCCAUUGUUGUUUCCACAUCCAUUGGAUCGGCCAAUGCCUGAAAGCAAAACUCCAGUUCGAUCAUUGUCAUCGACUCAAGAUGGCUCAAUCAAAGUAUCACCACCAACAGCUGAAGAAGCUUCAAAUCAUUUAAGACCAUCACCAAGCCGCCCGAUUCCAAUCUCAAUUGGCAUGCAACAUUCUUUGAAAAACCAUAACAACAAUAAUAACAGCUCAAAGAAGAAUAGCAACGAAGAUAGUUAUGUUGUAAACGGCAAUUCACCGUCAUCAAAGGGUCGCAGUACACGCUCGAAAUCUUUCUUAAGCAUUGAAAAUCUGACAAUGAAAAAUGAAUCCAAGAGAACACUAGGUAAUUCUGAUUCCGAAUACAAUUCACCACCGAAACAAAGAAAGUUAUCCGAUGAAGAUGAAAAGGAUAUUUCAACAACUGCAGAGCAACCGCUUGAUUUGUCAUUGAACAAGAGUUCAAAGCGUAGCGAAAGUGGAUCGCCAAUAGUGGAUGAGCCGAAAGGAAAAUUGUUUCACGCUUCACCGACACCAUCACCAUCUCCAGAACCCCUAUCACCGUCACCUCCAAAUCCACCCAUGGCUUAUCCAAGACCAAUUCAUCCUGUUUUAUUGGAAGCAUUUUAUAAUCAACAACGUGGAUUUCAGCGUCCGUUCCCUUUUUUAGGUCAUUUAACACGUCCCGUUGAUAUUUUAAAUAAUGGUACAGCCUUUAAUAAACCUUUUCAUGAUGUGUUGAUGGCAGCUGGUGGAUUUGCAACUGGUUUGUCAAAUAGUCAUCAUAAUGGUGCAAAAAAUAAAGAUCGUUAUGCGUGCAAAUUUUGCGCCAAAGUCUUUCCAAGAUCGGCUAAUUUGACAAGACAUUUGCGUACACAUACCGGCGAACAACCAUAUCAAUGCAAAUAUUGUGAAAGAUCAUUUAGUAUUUCAAGUAACUUGCAACGACAUGUUCGUAACAUUCACAAUAAGGAAAAGCCAUAUCGAUGCCAUUUAUGUGAGAGAUGCUUUGGACAACAAACAAACUUAGAUCGCCAUUUGAAGAAGCAUGAAAGCGAUGUGAAUGGUUUGGGUAUGGGAGCUGGUGAUUCUCCAUCUUCGAAUGAAUUAGAGCCCGAAGAAAACUGUUUCGAUGAAUUUCGUCAAUUUUUUGGGAAAGUAACUUAUUCGGAAGGACUCUACACUCCAAGCAGUGUAGCGACAGCUGAAGGAGGUGAAAUGGAAGACGGAAGCGAUAUUGACGCUGACAUUGUCGUUGAUAAAGAGCCUAUUAACAACAACGAAGCCGUUGAAGUUUCAAUUUAAAAAGUUUUACACAUCUUUUUUUCUCAUUGUAAUGUAAAUAUCAAUGUUGAAUCAUUUGUUUUUAGUAAAAUAUUAAGAUAAAAUUUAUAAUGAAUUUUGUAAUAAACUUAGUUUUGUCGAAAUUGCACUGGUUGAGAUAAAAUUGAAACGAAAAUUCACACUCUAAUAUAUCACGAAUACAUUGAUAAAGAUAAUAAUAAUUCACACAUAUAAAACGGAUAUAUCUCAUGACAUUAUAUUUAAACAUAUAUGAACAUGAUUCAGGAGCUUUAGAGCACAAUAAAUUCAUCUCCUUAAUAUUAUAUUUUCUUUUUUAUAUAUUCUUUUUCUUUAAACUUCAAUGCCACAUAAGGGUAUUUGGUAUUUUAAAUUUAAACGAUAUAAUAUAAACGAAUGCGGACAAUUGCACAGUGCACAUAAAACACUUGACAAAAUCCAUAACCCAAUCCAAAUAUUCUACGAAAACAUUAAAUAUUCUCUGAGCAUAUUACAUACCUGCACGAAGUAAAUUGAGCAUUUGCUUGGUAAAAAGAAGGGAGAAAGAAUUAAUAAAAUUUUGAAGUAAAUAAAUGAAUAGACCAAAGGCAUUAAUAUUAAUUGACCAUAAGUUUUUCGAGGUAGAAUGUUCUCUCGUCAUUCUAUAUAGAAACGGGGGAUAUCUAAUUAAAUAGUUUGUAAAGUAGAAUAUCGAAUCAAAUUCAUCUUAGCAAAUUCUAUCAUAUAAUUUUUUUUUAAAUUAAUUUGAUUGCUUCAAUUAUUUUUAUGAUUUUACUUAUAGAAAUUCCUUAUAAAGCGUGCUUAGGCUAUAAGUGUUAAAAAAGAAAAAUCCAACCAAAACCCCCCGUAUUAUAUAUUCGAUUUUGAAUUUUAUAGGUUAAUAUAUAUCAUAAGUUAAAAAAAAAAAAAACAUAAUUAAAAAAAUACACCUACGUUCCAAUCCGAUUGGAAAACAUUUGCAGUAUUACAACCAAAUGUUUCUCUCUUAGCUUAACUAUUCGAAAAAUCUAGCAAAAAAGUCCCUUCAGAUAAGAUCGUAAUCCACAUUAAAAGUUUAAAAUGAACAAAAAAACACGCAUCUUUUUAAAUAAUAAAUAAAUGACGAUUCUUCAA